AUGAAAAAGAACUGCGGACCAUCUUCUGUGAAUGAUGCUACGGAGAAUUUGGUGAGGAAAAUGUCGUCGAUGGGGGGCUACCAGCCGCAGAAGGCUACUUCUUCUUCGCAAAAGAAGUUGAGACUACCUGCGGCACAAUCGCAGCCAAUGCCUGCCAAGCAGGGGAUGCCUGGUGCGCCUUUGAGCCAGAAAAUCCUUCUCCCGGGGAAGGCAGUAGCAGCCCCUGCGAAAAAGGUUGCACUUCCUACAGCAGCUGCUGCCGCUGUGAAAACGGUGAGGACGCUUCCGCCCAUGCCGAGGAACGCAGAAGUUGUACUUCCUCGGAGAAACACUGCAGCUCCUCCAAAUGCAGGUAUAAAAAGAGUUUUUAUCAUACCAAAUCAUUAUUCUGUAUUAUUGAGAUACGUUGCUACUUUAUUCGUCUGUUAUGUUACAGCGCAACCUGGACCAUUAGCUCGACUGAACCUUCUGUUAUCGGAGACCCAAGAAUUGAAGGAUAAGAUAAAGUAA
Arctia plantaginis is the source of this 510-nucleotide messenger RNA. The record is from the annotation of a GenBank genome assembly. Lineage: Eukaryota; Metazoa; Arthropoda; Insecta; Lepidoptera; Erebidae.